Nymphalis io (European peacock) is the source of this 445-nucleotide messenger RNA. RefSeq names its product allergen Tha p 1-like (gene CSP1). Lineage: Eukaryota; Metazoa; Arthropoda; Insecta; Lepidoptera; Nymphalidae. The transcript is spliced from 2 exons. The record is from RefSeq and is a predicted model, not a curated record. The coding region runs from base 49 to 420 and encodes 123 amino acids.
CUUUUGAAGAUAUCGUUAUACUAUUCGAACUAAAACAAGAUUAACAAAAUGAAAAUUUUCAUGUCUCUCUUCGGCUUCACGCUUUUGUGUUUGUCAUUGGCUCAACAAUAUACGGAUAGAUACGAUAACAUUGAUAUAAAAGAAAUUACCACAAACAGAAGAUUGUUGUCGUCGUACAUAAAAUGCGUUUUGGAUCAGGGGCGCUGCACUCCCGAAGGAAAGGAAGUCAAAUUACACAUAAAAGACGCGAUGCAGACUGCAUGUGAAAAAUGUACGGAAACACAAAAACACAAAGCACGCAUUGUAGUUAACCAUAUUCGUGAACACGAGAAGACAUUCUGGGAAGAACUGAAGAAAAAAUACGAUCCCGAUAAUAAAUACAAGGAAACAUACGAAGCUUUCCUCAAUUCGGACGAUUAAGCAUCAAAUUAUUUACAUACGAGUU